CUGAGACACGUGACGCAGCGUCUCCUGCAAGCACUGCGAGAAUCCGCGCGCGUAGCAGGAAUUGGCGCGCUGUUUAAAAAAAUCGACGGUCAACUCCAGAAUAACGGCGUUGCCUUUGUCUAGUGUAACAAGCCGCCGCUCGGACAUCCGCGUCGUUUCGUGAAAUAAUUCUCUCGGAUGUUCGAUACUGCCUUUGAUUCGGUCUCUCCGCGUCUUUUCCACAAGAAUCUUUCGAAACUGCGUAGAAAGUGGAAGAAAACGAGAAACAUCUCUCCAUCUGAAACAAUGGCUCCGACCUACAUGACUGACUACUCUAAACUUUCCAACAAGGAAAAGCAUAAAUUGAGAAAACCAGUGGUGGAGAAGAUGCGCAGAGAUCGCAUCAACAACUGCAUCGAGCAGCUCAAAUCCAUGCUGGAGAAGGAGUUCCACCAGCAGGAUCCAAACACCAAGCUGGAGAAAGCUGACAUCCUGGAGAUGACGGUGGUUUUUAUGAAACAGCAGCUGCAGCCCAAGACCUCGGCUCCACAGAAAGCCCACUUUGACGGCUAUUCCCAGUGCUGGAGGGAGACCAUGAGCUUCUUAUCUGGAAACUCCAAGGUGGACGCUGUACGUCAGCAUCUGAACCACUGCCAGGAAGGCCAGAGAUCAUCUAAAGGCCUCGUUCACGUGUCUCCAGCUUCCCAUCAGCCCAUCAAGGUGAAGCAGGAACCGUGUGCUCGCAGACCUCUCUGGAGACCCUGGUAGAUGAUGAAAGACUUUGACAGAAAAACUAGAUGGUGGUUUUACCAUCUUUUAUGUAGUAGGAGAUACUUCCUUUUUAAAUUUGUUUUGAAAGAAUCUUUUUAUGGUGCUCCUACCUAGUUUGUAGAAGGAAGUGGGUUUCACAAUGUGAAAGUCUAAUCUUCUACAGGUGAUUAUAUUCUGAUCAGAGGUUUAU
This is a messenger RNA of Sinocyclocheilus rhinocerous, 940 nucleotides long. Its product is annotated as transcription factor HES-5-like. Gene Ontology annotation, molecular function: protein dimerization activity. Lineage: Eukaryota; Metazoa; Chordata; Actinopteri; Cypriniformes; Cyprinidae. The coding region runs from base 178 to 747 and encodes 189 amino acids. The record is from RefSeq and is a predicted model, not a curated record. The transcript is spliced from 3 exons.